AUGGAUGACCAUGUCUCCAGAAGCCAAAACACUCUGUCUCAGGCUGAUCAGAUGCUUCAGCCAACCGAUGAUCCUUGGCAAACCGUCGGGAUGAGAUUCCCUGAAUUGGGCGUAGGCGGACAUGAGGCGGGGAGUCUUGAACGCGGUCUCCGUGCUCUAGUAUACUCAUCAGCUUCGAGGAUGAAAUCAUUUGCAACCACUGCAGCCAUCUUGAGUCUCUGCUCGAAACACGUCCUCGCUCUACCUGGUCGGUCCUACCAGUCAAAGGAACUUGCGUCCAAGAGUUAUCAGGACUCGAUUACGAUCGAAGGGUUGUUGACACAUGCGAAAAAGUGGCAAGAAUUUGCGAGCAGCGCAAACGGGUCGAGGAGCUUCGAGUCCGAGGGGUACAAGCUUUCUGCCAACUAUGUGUACGAUCUUGCUAAGCAGUCGGGAUACAAAGUUACUCGCCAGACGGUCGAGUUCCCUCGAUCCAAGAUCCACUCUCAGGAAUUGAAGAUAAAUGACCAAGUGUUCGGUCCGGGGGAGGUCCUUGCACUUACUUACAGUCCUUCUACUCCCAAAGAGGGUAUUACGGCCGGCUUGGCGCUUGUUCUUGAUGAGCCAGAUACAUUUCUCGGUAGUGGAUGCCACAGAGAUGAUUACGAUGGCUUAGAUGUUCGAAGAGCGAUCGUGUUCAUGUCAGCUAAUGGGUGUUCGUUAGCGAACAAGGUAGCUGUGGCUAAGAGAGCAAGGGCACUCGGAGUAGUCAUAUAUAAUGACAUCCCAGGCCAGGGACCGUUCCAAGGUCAGAUCUCGCCCAAUGCGAGCGAGAGCCUGCCGACAGUAAUGAUCGGUUUCGAUGCCGCCCAAUCGUUCGUUAAGAAACUUCGGGCAUCCGAGUUUCCUGAUCGAACCCCAUGGGGCGAUCAAAACAAUGUAAUUCAUAUUGGAGCCAAUCUGGACUCUUCUACCGCCAGCCCAGGUGUCAAUGACAAUGGGUCUGGAAGCGCUGCCAUCGCCGAGUUGCUUGUGCAACUUGCCAAGUUCAAACCUAGCAAAAAUGCUGUGCGGUUCUCGUGGUGGACAAAUGGAAAAACUGGUUCAAUUGGAUCUGAGCACUAUGUCAAGUCGCUCUCGAAAGCCGAAAAGAAGAAAACUGCAUUGUAUAUCGAUGUAAACACAAUUGCAUCCCCUAACUACAUAUACGGUAUCUAUGAUGGUUGUAACGCUUCGGAGUACAACACUGUCACCCCUCCUCCUGGCUCGUCUGCACUCCAAAAGUUAUUCCAGGAAGACUUCGAAUCAAAGGCUCUCCCUUGGACAAACUUUGCAUUUAAUACGAGCUCCGACUAUAAUGCAUUUUUGAAAGCCGGUAUUCCUGUUGGUGGUCUGUCGACCGGUACUACCGGCUUCAAGUCCGAGGUUCAAGUGGCCAAAUUCGGUGGUCAAUUCGACGUUGUUUUGACAAAUGCUUCGAACGGGCUUGUAAGCGAUAAUAUCGACAAUUUGUCCAAGGAUGCAUUACUAGUGAAUGCUCGUUCCAUUGCACAUGUCAUCGCCACCACCGCUCAGUCUACCAAUGGGAUCGAUGCUGAAAAGGCGGCCCACAGUAAGAAGGUGGAGACACAAGUUUAG
Molecule: messenger RNA, 1617 nt
Organism: Rhizoctonia solani
Lineage: Eukaryota; Fungi; Basidiomycota; Agaricomycetes; Cantharellales; Ceratobasidiaceae
Product: Peptidase family M28 protein
Exons: 14
Coding region: 1-1617 (538 amino acids)
Biological process (GO): proteolysis
Molecular function (GO): metalloexopeptidase activity
Source: RefSeq, a predicted model, not a curated record